This is a messenger RNA of Closterium sp. Yama58-4, 795 nucleotides long. Lineage: Eukaryota; Viridiplantae; Streptophyta; Zygnematophyceae; Desmidiales; Closteriaceae. The record is from the annotation of a GenBank genome assembly.
CUCACCACAUCUACGAGACAAAGACUCAGUAGUCCUCGCACCAAGGCACCAAGUUGCCAGCCCUACCCUCUCUCGCUGCGGCAGAGGCUGCGCCUGGCGCAAGGAGCAGCGGAGGGCCUGGUUUACCUGCAUGGGUUUGCGACGCCCAUCAUCCACCGCGACAUCAAGCCCGCCAACAUCCUCGUGACAGCCCACAUGCACGCCAAGGUGGCCGAUUUCGGGCUGCUGAAGCUGCUCACUCACGGCGAUGCUCAUGCCACCAGAGUGGAGGGAACACCCGGCUAUGUGGAUCCUGAUUACAACCGCACUGGUGUCAUCACGGCCAAGAGCGAUGUCUUCAGCUUCGGCAUUGUGCUUCUGGAGUUGCUGAGUGGAAAGCCACCCUCUUAUCAUGGAUACUCUAUCAAGACUUGGGCGCAGCAGAGGGUGGAUGCAUAUGAGCUGGACGAGCUCAAGGACAGCAAGAUGGAGGCCAGUGACGAGGCUGUGGUGGACUUUGCUGACCUGGCGCUGGACUGCACGAAGGCGCCAGGCACACGCCGUCCUGACAUGAAGGACGUGACAUACCGCCUCCGUGCCCUCAUUGAAAAGCACUGCCCUGACAAGGAGGAAGAGUGGGAGUGCAGUAGAGAAGAGAGUGCAUGCACCGGAGGGGAGUCGUGUGCCACGAUCUGUUCUGCUGGCGGGAGCUCAAUGCGGAGCUCAAUGCGGAGCUCAAUGCGGAGCUCAAUGCGGAGCUCGGAUUCCGAUCGUGUCAAGAGUUGGCUGCCCCUGAGGUUCUUGUGGGGUUACUGA